AUGAUGACUCACACAUUACCGGGCGAACAGACACGUCUUGUUCCUGGGUCGAACUCAAAUUCUCGUCCAAAAAAGAGGCGGAUUUCUAAGCGGUCCAAGAUAAUCGUAUCCACGGUGGUCUUAAUUGGGUUGCUGCUGGUGUUAUUGCAACUGGUGUUCCCAAACACCAUUGUGUUGCGUUCUGCAUCAAACAAGAAGAAAAAUGUCAUAUUCUUUGUGACGGAUGGGAUGGGACCUGCGUCUUUGUCCAUGGCAAGAUCGUUCAAACAGCAUAUUCUUGACCUGGCCAUAGACGACAUCCUAACGCUUGACCAGCAUUUUAUCGGUUCUUCCAGGACAAGAUCUUCGAACUCCUUAGUCACCGACUCGGCUGCAGGCGCCACCGCGUUUGCAUGUGCAUUAAAGAGCUAUAAUGGGGCUAUCGGUGUAGAUACACACCACAGACCCUGUGGUACGGUGCUCGAAGCAGCCAAAUUGGCAGGCUAUCUCACCGGGCUUGUGGUCACGACAAGAAUCACGGAUGCUACACCAGCCUCAUUUAGUUCUCAUGUCGAUUACAGAUGGCAAGAGGAUCUGAUCGCUACUCACCAGUUGGGUGAGUAUCCCCUGGGUAGAGUGGUGGAUUUGCUAAUGGGUGGCGGUAGAAGCCACUUUUACCCUUACGGCGAGGAGGCUUCUCCAUACGGCCGCCAUGGUUCUAGGAAGGAUGGUAGAGACUUGAUUGAUGAGGCCAAGUCUAAUGGCUGGCAGUACGUGGGUGACCGUAAAAGUUUCGAUUCCUUGCUGGACAACAAUGGUGACAACAUUACCUUGCCACUACUGGGUCUCUUCGCAGAUAACGAUAUUCCCUUUGAAAUUGACAGAGAUGAAAAGGAGUAUCCUUCCCUCAAGGAUCAAGUCACUGUAGCUUUGAAUGCGUUGGAGAAAGCCUCCAAUGAGGAUAAGGACUCUAAUGGGUUUUUUCUAAUGGUCGAAGGCUCUAGAAUAGAUCACGCUGGCCACCAAAACGACCCCGCUUCACAAGUAAGAGAGGUUCUUGCAUUUGAUGAGGCAUUCCAGUAUGUUUUAGAAUUCGCUGAAAGUUCCGACACUGAAACUGUCUUGGUGUCUACAUCAGAUCACGAGACUGGUGGCUUAGCCGUCUCGAGACAAGUCACCGUCGGCUAUCCAGAUUAUGUUUGGUAUCCACAAGUUCUCGCCAACGCCACGCAUUCAGGAGAAUUUUUGAAGAGGAAGCUGGUAGAUUUUGUCCAUGUACAUAAAGGUGCAACCAGCAAGAUAGAAAAUUUCAUUAAAUAUGAGGUCUUGGAAAGGGACUUGGGUAUCUUCGACUACACAGAUGAUGAUGUGAAGACGUUGAUUCAUUUGGGUGACAACAUGAAUGCCAUUCAGGAUAAACUAAAUGACAUGGUCUCGUUCAGAGCUCAAAUUGGCUGGACUACGCAUGGCCAUAGUGCAGUCGAUGUUAACAUAUACGCAUACACAAACAAGAAAGCCACAUGGUCAUACCUCUUGGAGAGUUUGCAAGGCAAUCAUGAAAACACCGAAGUUGGCCAGUUCUUGGAAAACUACUUGGAAUUGAACUUGAGUAAGAUUACCGAUUUGAUUAGUGAUACCAAACACUCAUCGGAUUUCGAUGCUGCAGAAAUAGCUAGCGAAGUGCCCCAUUAUGAUGAAUACUACCACGAGUUAUCCCACUGA
Molecule: messenger RNA, 1701 nt
Organism: Saccharomyces kudriavzevii IFO 1802
Lineage: Eukaryota; Fungi; Ascomycota; Saccharomycetes; Saccharomycetales; Saccharomycetaceae
Gene: PHO8
Product: alkaline phosphatase PHO8
Exons: 1
Coding region: 1-1701 (566 amino acids)
Biological process (GO): dephosphorylation
Cellular component (GO): fungal-type vacuole membrane
Molecular function (GO): alkaline phosphatase activity
Source: RefSeq, a predicted model, not a curated record